Molecule: messenger RNA, 432 nt
Organism: Racocetra persica
Lineage: Eukaryota; Fungi; Glomeromycota; Glomeromycetes; Diversisporales; Gigasporaceae
Source: the annotation of a GenBank genome assembly
AAUAAUGAAAAUCUGGAACAACGAACUCGACCUGAUUCUCAUAUAGAACAACAAUGCUUUUGUAUAUAUUUGAGGAAAAAAGAAUUUUUCACUCUUAAAAAAAUUAAUAACACAUUAGCUAAUUUAGAUGGAGAUGUUAAAUUAAGUGAGGAAAUGAAAUCAUUCAGUAUACUUGCAAAAGAAAGACGACAAAAAUUUAUUCAAAAUACUUUAUUACAGCAAAAUAGUACUAAUGUUUGGAAACCAAUUCCAGUAACAGAACAAGAGGCUGAUUCACAACGCGCAAAAUAUACUAACCUAAAAAAUAAAAUAAAGGAUAUGCUUUUAACGAUAUUGCAAGAAAUACGUGACUUAAAUAGUGCUGAAGAAAUUAUAGACGAAGAAACUACCAUUAAUGAGCUUACUGAUAAAAGCUUAACAAAGAACGAUUAA